This is a messenger RNA of Perca fluviatilis (European perch), 867 nucleotides long. RefSeq lists its product as uncharacterized. Bases 46 to 807 code for a protein of 253 amino acids. The record is from RefSeq and is a predicted model, not a curated record. The transcript is spliced from 7 exons. NCBI's taxonomy places the organism in Eukaryota, Metazoa, Chordata, Actinopteri, Perciformes, Percidae.
UUGCCACACUGCCAAGCAAGCGGACAUUAAAAACAGCACACAUUGAUGAUGACUGGACCCAGAGGGUCAUCAGAAACAAAAAUGCAUCGCGGGAUGGUGGCCUCUGCCCAAAUUGCUGUCCAAAAACUUUCUGCUUUGGGCUAUAUGCCCAUAUUAUUCUUUAGCCAGAGGCACAAGGGCACAGGCAAGUUAGUGGCAAACGCAGUCACGCAUCUGCCACCAACGCAAACCAACAUGCGUGUAUUAACCAGCAUGAAGAAGGCCUACGACUUCAUUAUCAAACUGGAUGAUGUGCCCCAGCCCCAGCCCCAACAAGACCAGCCCCUCGCCCAAGACCAGCCCCUCCCCCAAGACCAGCCCCUCGCCCAAGACCAGCCCCUCCCCCAAGACCAGCCCCUCGCCCAAGACCAGCCCCUCGCCCAAGACCAGCCCCUCGCCCAAGACCAGCACCUUCCCCUAGACCACCCCAUCCCGCAAAACCAGCCCACCCCCCCAGACCAGCAACUUAUUACUUUAAACCUAUUCCCGAUUCCCCCAGACUCAGCUCAUGCUCAGCUGCAUAUGGAGCCUCUACCACCCAGGAAAAGACAAACGAAAGGCAGAGAAGCCUCACCCUCAACCCUUGCCAAAAAGAAGAAAACAAAAAGUUGCAAAUGCAGUCGACAGACAAUUUAUCCGUAUGAAAAAAUAUUGGAGAGACGGAUGAAUGGGGGGAAGGCAGCAGAGGUCAAAGUGCGCUGGCUGCCUUGCGCUUCCUGUGGCAGAGUCUGGGAAGACACCUGGGAGCCGGCCAGCAAAUUUGCCUGAUGACCUUUUUUUUUAUGUUUUGUAUAUUUGUUUUACUAUUUGUUUUGUAUAUUUGGUCAG